Beta vulgaris subsp. vulgaris (sugar beet) is the source of this 1691-nucleotide messenger RNA. Its product is annotated as multiple organellar RNA editing factor 3, mitochondrial. Lineage: Eukaryota; Viridiplantae; Streptophyta; Magnoliopsida; Caryophyllales; Amaranthaceae. Gene Ontology annotation, cellular component: mitochondrion. The coding region runs from base 98 to 868 and encodes 256 amino acids. The transcript is spliced from 5 exons. Gene Ontology annotation, biological process: mitochondrial mRNA modification; cytidine to uridine editing. The record is from RefSeq and is a predicted model, not a curated record.
AAAAAGCUACCCCAAAGCUCACGUCGAACCGACCCUAAAUCUCUCUCCUCUCUCGCAUUCUCUUACUCCGGCACUCAUCGCCGAAGUCCAGCUAAAAAUGGCGACCCGUCGAACUCUCACAACUCUUCUAACUCGAACAUUAUCACGCAACUCUUCAAUUCUCUCUCCUACAACCCGAUAUUCUCUCUCUUCAAUUCAAUCCCAUUUUCAACCCUCACUCCCCCAAAACUCAUCUUCAAUUCAAACCCGUUUCAAAACAUCCGGGUCGGGUUACUCGCCACUCAACGACCCAUCACCAAAUUGGACUAACCGCCCACCUAAAGAAACCAUAUUAUUAGAUGGGUGUGAUUAUGAACAUUGGCUUAUUGUUAUGGAGUUUCCUAAUGAUCCUAAACCUUCUGAUGAAGAAAUGGUCAAUUCUUAUGUUAAUAUUUUAGCUCAAGUUGUUGGAAGUGAGGAAGAGGCGAGGAAGAAGAUUUACUCUGUUUCUACCACAACUUAUACUGGAUUUGGUGCUUUGAUUUCUGAGGAACUUUCUUACAAAGUUAAAGCGUUACCCGGUGUUCUCUGGGUCUUGCCUGAUUCUUAUCUUGACGUGCCAAAUAAAGAUUAUGGAGGUGAUCUUUUUAUUGAUGGGAAGGUUAUCCGAAGGCCACAGUAUGAUUAUAGUGACAGGCAGCAGAAUACUAGAACUAGGUCACGCCCACGAUAUGACAAACGCCGUGAAAGAGUGCAGAAUGUGGGAAGAGUGCCUAUACAGACACAACCACCGAGUUGGUCACAGGACAAUACACAGACAAUGCAGCAGCAAACAUCAAUGAAUGACACAAAUACAACUCAAAACCAUGGCAAUAAUCCAGAAAGAUAAUUGGUCCGAAAACCAACCCCUGCAGGCUAGCAGGACACACCAGCGGUUAAACCCUCACGAUGUUUAAAGUAAGAUUGUAGCGUGCAAUUUUAUUACCUAUUUCUAACAAUAUAUAAUAAGUAAUACUUCAUACGUUCCAAAAUAUAGUUCCUGUUUUAUUUUUUAUAGUCUAACUUUAAAACUUUUGACCAAAUAUUCUCAUUGAUAUGAGAUCUUGUUAGAUUCGUCUCCAUGUGUAGUUUUAUAAUAUCAAUUUUUAUAAUUUUUAUUAAUACAUAGUUAAAUAUAUUGAUGGUCAAAGAUAUGUGUUGGAGAUAGUGUAAAGAGGACGGAAAUUAUAUUUUGAGACAGAAGAAGUAACAAAUAAAUGUAUUUUGUUAUGCACCAAUAAGAUGAUACUAUAAAUCCCCUUGAAAAAUUUCUAUGCAACCGUUGAAUAUCCUAUAUGGUGUAACCAAAUAACCUACCUGCCUUAAGCCUACCCCCUCCAUAUCUCCGGAUUUUUGUGAGGGGAUUAUUACCACUUGAUAAGAUUGUUGCAUAUAUAUCUCCGGAGUAUGUUAUAAAUUGCUUAGCUUAAACUAUCUCUGUUUCAAAUUAAUUGUUACACUUACACUUUUCACGCAUGCCAAUGCAAAACUUUGAGGACAUAUAUUUUUAGUUUUGUAUUUGUAAAAAUUAUAAAAGUACAUAUUGAUAAAAUACAUAUUAAUACGAAUCUAACAAGAUCCCACAUGACUAUGUUUUUAUUCACGUAUGAAUCACAAACGAGGGUCAAAGUGCAAUUUGUAAAUAGUGUAAAAUGUCAAAGUGUAACAAUUAA